Larimichthys crocea (large yellow croaker) is the source of this 3259-nucleotide messenger RNA. Its product is annotated as F-BAR and double SH3 domains protein 1. Lineage: Eukaryota; Metazoa; Chordata; Actinopteri; Sciaenidae. Gene Ontology annotation, cellular component: neuromuscular junction; recycling endosome. Gene Ontology annotation, biological process: regulation of actin filament polymerization; neuromuscular synaptic transmission. Gene Ontology annotation, molecular function: protein binding. The transcript is spliced from 22 exons. The record is from RefSeq and is a predicted model, not a curated record. The coding region runs from base 72 to 2261 and encodes 729 amino acids.
CGUGAAAACAUUGAGGAAGCAGGAACUAACACAAUAACAGAUCCAAUAACGGACAGCAUCAACAUCAAACUAUGCAACCGCCACCCAGAAAGGUAAAGGAGAGCCAACAGGUGAAACUGGUGUUCUCAGAGCAGCUCGGCAAAUUGCAGAGCAAACAACAUCAGGACACCGAGCUGCUGGAGGAGAUCAGGUCCUUCAGCAAACAACGAGCAGCGAUAGAGAAGGAGUAUGGUCAGGCUCUUCAGAGGUUAGCUGUCCAGUACCAGAAGAGAGACUGGCAAAGGGGAAAUACAGAUGCUAUCACAUCUGGGAGUGUUUUUGGAAUGUGGCGGUCAGUAGUGGAUGCUACAGCUCAGUCUGCUGCAUCACGACUCGCUGCUACAGAGGAAUACCGCAGACUGAUUGGACAGUCCUCCAGAAGUCUUCGCAAUGCAAAAGACAUCCGAACUAAGAGAGGUCUGGAGCGGCUCCAGAGGGUACAGGGGGAAGUGGUGGAUGCUCUGCGGGAGCUGCACAGGAUCAAGAAGAGUUACCAUCAACUCAGUCACAUCGCCAGUGUUGCCAGAGAGAAAGCUGGUGAUGCACAGACCAGAGCCAGAAAAAGUGAACAUGGGAUUUUCCAUUUUAAGUCAGGACUACAUAAGAUGGCUGCUAAGCUCAGUGCCAGGUUGAGAGAGUGUGACGACCGUUUGACUGAAGUCAGAAACGAGUAUCUGCUGGCGUUAGCAGCAGUCAACGCUCACCACCAACACUACUAUUCUAAUGACUUACCACGUAUUAUGGAGCAAAUGGACGGUGAUGUUUAUGAAGAUCUGAGGAGCCAUUUUACCCUGUUGUGCGGGACAGAGAUGGAUACCUGUCUGACCAUACACAAACAGUACAGCAGGAUAUGGGAGAGUGUUGCUAAGGUGACCAGAGAGAGAAACGUUCUGCAGUUUCUUCAAGAAUCGGUCUCCUUCAGCAAAACAACCGAAUUCACCUUUCAGCCAGCUCCACGUGACAAGUCAUCAAAAAAAGUCUCAAGACUUCAUCAUCAAGUUAAGGUGUCCGCUCUACGGGAAGUGUGUGCUGCAGAAGCAGAGGGAUGUCUGGUUAAGGAGGCAAAGAAAUGGGCUACAAAAGCUGCUAAAGACUACAAGAUUAUUACCCACGGAGAGAGGGCCCUACAGACGUUAGAGAGUCGGUUGAAGCUGUUGUCGGGGGAGACGGGGCUCAGUGUGGAGCAGAAAAUAGCGGAGGUGCAGGACAGCGUCAGGAAAGCCAAGCUCAGCAGGGUGAAGGCCGAGGCCCGUCUGGCUCUGUUGUCGGACAGCGUCUCGGGAAUUGAACUGUGGCUGCACAACGCCAUGAACCAGGCAGAGGAGGAGCUGGAGAGAGAGAGACGCCUCAGUGAACAGAGGAAGUCUACUGAAGACUUUUCAGAGGAUGAGUUUGAGUUGACUGACUUUGAAGACUACGAUGAUGAGAAUGGAGACAUCUUUGCAGAUCCAGUGUCAGCAUCCGGAGUGUGUGUUUACCCUGCAGCCUGCAGGGUCAUCUACAGCUACCAGGCGAGCCAAUCGGAUGAGCUGUCAAUCAUGGAAGGGGAGGAGCUUCAAGUGAUUGAGGAUGGAGACAUGGAAGACUGGCUGAAGGUGUGUAACUCAUGCGGUCAGGUGGGGUACGUUCCUGAGCGUUACGUGCAGUUCCUGUGUCUACCAGUAGAGGACACCACUCAGCUGGACAGUUCUUUUAGCUCCACCUCUUCCAUUGGGAAUAAAGAGAGGGCAACAAGCAGAGGUCACUGUGUAGCCAGAGCUCUGUACUCCUACCAGGCCCAGAGUGCAGAGGAGCUUUCCUUCCAGGAGGGGGCGCUAAUCCACCUGAUACGCUGCCGACAUGGAGAGGUGGAUGAUGGUUUUUGGGAGGGAGAGCUGAACGGACAUAUCGGUGUCUUCCCAUCUUUGGUGGUGGAGAUCCUCCAUGAUGAAGGGGAAGAGGAAGAGGAGGAUGAAGAGGAGCCUCUCCCUACCCCAACCAUGCCUUGUUUCUCUCCCCCUAUCACAAGCCCUUCAAACCCCGGCUGUAGUUCAGCACUCAGUGCUACUCCUCCCAGCGGUGUGGAAGACAAACAGCAGGGCUUUCCUCAAAGGGUUGGGGAUGUCACAAUAGAAACUGGCAGCAGCAGCCACAAUUCUCCAGAUCUCUCCAGCAGUCCAAGACCAAGACCAUGUCGGGCGCCUCCUCCUCCUCCAACACAGAAACCCUCACCUCAACCUUGAGACAAAGUCUGAAGUCACUGUCAAGGUUCAAAUAACUUGUAUUUGUUUGUUAGACACUUGAUGUGAACUUACAGCAGAAUCAUCCAUGCGUCCUUCAAGUAUCACUUCUUCAGAACAGUGGUAGCUCUAUGUUAGCAGAAACCAACUCAUCAGUGCAUCAACAUUUAAUGUAACAGUGAUAAACAUUUAGGUAGAAUUCUAAUUCAAUUCCAAAUCCUCUUGUAAUUAGGAAAAAAUCAUGAAUAUUUACAAUCAUGGCACAUGAGAAAAGUCAAGUGUUGUUAUUUUCUUUAUAUUAAUUUGACUUUCAGUUGCAGAAACACUUCUUGAGGGAAUAUUAUAAGAAUAAGAAUCAACCAGUUUACACUAAUUAUCUGAUUUGUCACUGACUCUUCCACAAAGAAUAAUGUAUUACAUUUGCAUAAUGACUUGAUAUUACAUUAUGAGAAUGUAUUUUAUAAUGUAAAUGUAAUAUGUAAUAUGUCCAGGAAUUAGGUUUUUGUUUAUAUUCCAUCUCUACAGUAUAGUAUUAUUCAGUAGUAUUACUUUGCAUUUAAGUAAAAGUAAACUGUUUAAUCUUAUGCAAAUAUAUAUAUAUAUAUUAAUAAUUAAAUUAAUGAAUUAUAAAUGUCCCUGUUUUGUAUAACUGUUUUUGUACUGUAAUUGUCAUUUGAUUAAAUUCAUCUUAAUAUUUAGAGAACCUUCACUCUCUGCUAAACAGCCUCAUCCUGCAUGAGAAAAGUUAAAACAACCAAAGAGCUCCAAAAACAAUAAGAAGAAAACCUCUGUCCAACUGAAGAAUGUUACAUAUGUGGGUUUGUUAUUAAUUAUCAAUACAUAUUGUAUAAAAGAUUCCCACAAAAAAUAUCAGGAUGAAAUAAUCAAAGAAAUACUUGUUUGACACAAAGUUCUUGCAGUGUUCAUUAUUCUUGUUAAUUGCACAGUUCAUCAGUUCUGUUACUGCUAUAAAUUAUAUAUAAUACGAAAUAUCCAUAAAA